AUAAGGACAUAAUCAACACCUUUGCUAAACUGAUGAGCUGAUGCAGUAGCUACUUGGUGUAGCUCUGGACUUACGUGCAGGUCAGUAGGGUUGAUUUUUGCAGAGCCAAAUGGCUCCAGCCUUUUGUGUCUGUGGUGUCUCCAUGGGCACAGUGAGCCAAGCUCGGAGCCUCAGAAUUCCCAGUCUGUGCGUGGCUUUCUCUGUGCCAGGCACUGAGUACAAGCUGGCAGGGAGGCAGUCAGUCCUGAGACAACACGUCCAUCAUCUUUGAAAAACAGUAUUUGUGCACUAACGUUGCUUUUUGUAGAAGGGAAGCCAACAGCUAUUAAGCAUCUAAGUUUAGCUUGGUUGUCCACUCAUCACAGAUUGGAGGAGGAGAAUCUUGGCUGAUUCUUGACUGCUUUUCAACUUUGGGAAGGUGAAAAAUUCGUGGAAAGAAUGAAAGUGGAGCGUGAAAGCCUGCAGAAAAAAGUUAGUGCAGUCACACUAUUACCAAACUGUGCAUUCUUACACAGACACAGGAAUCAAUGCUACAGAGCAUUUCUAGAUGCUGGAAUAAAUAUCUGGUGUCUACAGAGAACACGUGCUGUGUCUGGAGAUCCACUCCCUAGUGCACUCUGCUCUUUCAUUUGGGGUGUCUUUGAAGUGAAUUCAUAUAUUGAUGUUUGUCCAGUCAGCACCUGAAGGACUUUCAUUUUUUAAUUUUAUCUUCAGGGUAGGUGAAAAUAAAGACCACCAUGUGUAUAUAUGAGGUGCUUACAGAUGAGAUUUUUUUGCAAAUGAAGAACAAACCUACAAAGAAUAUAAAAUCAGGAGCCAACUGUACGGCUCCAUGGAUGGCCAGAAAUAUUUUGGCUGGCUGAAAACCAGGUUCUUGGUCACUGUUUGUCCUCUGUUCAGCCAAAUCAGAAGUGUCCACGUACUGAAGCGUGUUGCUUUUUAAUGCACUGAGAAUUACCAAGAAACUGAAGAUUUUCUUUAUUCCUGCCUGGAGCUACCAGGAAGCUGUGUCAGUGUCUGUCAGUUCACUUGGUAGGGACUUGUGUUGGCUUGUUGGUCGGCUGCAGGCACCCGGGUAAUUGAAGUGGCAGUGAUGUGUAACACCCUACAGUCCUUUGGUCUAUUGAGCAAGGAGGAGACGCCCUCACCUACUGACAUCAUUGUGGUAGCUAGUGCAGGCUGGAGCCCAUCCUGCAAAACAAACCUGCAAACAACUGGCAAAAAACCUGCUCAGGAGGAGGGAUAAGGACAUUGGUGGGGGGCCUGUUCUCUGUGCUGUGCCACAUGAGUUACAGAACCCAGCCUGGCUUGUUUAAAAACAAGGUCUGGUAGGAACAGCCAUCAUGGCAGCUCCUGGAGCUCAAGGAGAAAGCUGAGAAUUUUUAGCAGGCAGAGGUGUUUUCUUCCUGCACCUCUCUGAACUCACCAGAACCUGGAUACAGUUCGGUGGAAAUGGUGGAUGGGGGAUGUGCCGCAUGGUGUUGGUGUGCCUCAGGACCUCAGAGAUCCCAGAAUAAGGUUCUUGGUUUGAAUGCAUUCCCUUGGCUAUCAGACACAACCAUCUCUGGUUCCCAGAGACCCCUCUCCUCAGCUCAGUGAUAAAAGCACUUUUUAACACCAAAGCUGCUGUGUUCCCACGCCUGUUGCUGUCAUGAGGGAGGCCGGUCUUGAACAAUAGCAGAGGAGUAAAGAAUGGCCUCGCUAAUCGAUAUCCUGCCUAGACGCUGAGUCAGGUGGCAGCUCGGGCUUCUUUAAAAUUCCUACAUUGUUCCUGAUUUCUCAUUUGACUAGGGCAAAUUUUUAUCUUUAAGGAAAGAAAACACAUGGGACCAAGUGUCUCUGCCUGCUCCACCGUUCCUUCCCACACCACCCCCACUCAGUUUUGCUGUCUUUGUCCGGUGGUGGCCUCCAGCAGUGAGGGAUAUGGAUACGAUUUGCUAGUUUGGACUUGGAGCUGAGUGUGAUUGUGCUAUGGUCAGCACAAGGUGGCUGUGGUCUGAGCAGGGCACCCUAAAUCACACACAUCUGCAAGGCUUUAGAGAAUGCACGCUUUCACACCCACAUUUCCAUGUGGGCUCAUAUUUAUGAGAUUGGUCUUAAACUGGUCAGAAGACAAGACAGAGAUGCAGGCACAGGUUUCCAGAAAAUUUCUCCAUAGAUGAAUGUUUGGAGCCCUGUCAGGAUGCUAAGACAGUCUGUGUGUGAACAGACAUUUGGAAAGUUGACAGAAGUGAUCUUUGCUUAAACAAACUGCAAGAUCCAGUGGCUCAAACUCUUGAACCCACCUCAGCUGCACUAAAAACUUUUUCCAGAAGGAGAAGGGGGCCGGCGAAGCUUUUUGAAAUCGCUGAAUCUCUCAGGGAUUUUCAGGAUCCUCUUUGGGGGUUUCAUCCUGCUCCUGUCAUCCCAGAGCAUCACCCCAGGGCUCCUCUCGCCAGCCUGGACUGGGACAGGGGGAACUGUGGCUCUGCUCCUUCACCUGCACCAAAGGCUGCAGAGGAGAAAGCUCAGAGACCUUCAGGGUUUUCCUCAGGGCUGGGGGGUCCCUAGGACAUCUUUGUGGCUCUUUGGCCCUGCUUGCUUCCUGCUGAAAGGCCUCAGCAGAGGGGGAGAGCGUGGUCCUGGCUGUGCCGCUGGGCAGGAACUGUUAGAGCUGCAAAGGGAACUGGUAAGGGUUACAUUUGCGCGUGUAGAUAUGAGAUAAGAGCUGACCUACCCUUCACCCCAAACUGAACUCUCUGAAGCUCAAACAAGGUAAGCAAGUGCUUGUGAAAAUGCUGGGGGAAGCCUGCCAGACUGGUGAACUUGCUGCUCCUGUCUGGGGCUGGGAGCAGACCUUCAGUCACUAUCCAUGGGGUCCGUGAGGAGCUUGCUAGGGUCUCGCCUAAAAUGCCUGAAGACUGAUGGCACAGAGGAAUCAGGAGCUAAGGAUGCCUGUCAGGAGCCAGAGAGAGGGGUGUGGGUGGAGGGAGAAGUAGAAAUUACAGACAAUGGAGAAAUAAUUUCAAAUUAAGCUGAAAUAGCAUCUACAAGAUAUUUGAGCAAGGCCUUUCCUGCAUGUAGUCCCUGAUUGUUGCUUACAGAUAUCCUUACAGCAAUUCACAUUACAGAUACAGUCACAGCCUCUUCCCCUGUGCAAAUAUAAACAGGUCAGCAUCCACAUGUAAGUGUGUGACAGAGUUCCCAUAUAGGAAAUGUGUUUCUUCUGGGAAAGAAACAUCUCCCUUUAGUGAUAUCCCUGAGUGUUUAAGUCUCCUGUGAGCCUUGGAUGUGUUUUUCACAGCACGGGAAGUGGUGCUUGCCAACACAAGCAUGGUAUGGCAUGGGGAGGGCUGGUCUGGCCCAGCACCAAGCUCUCACCCCUAAACCCUACGUGCCUGCUGUCCCCAGAGUGAGCAGGGGGAUCUGCCUGUGCUGCUGCUGCCUGUGAGGUGCAUUGGUGAGAUGUGUUUUUGUAUUGGAUCUCAGGGAGUAGGGAGAGGCUCUUUUUGCCCAUGGUGUCUUUAUGAAAACUAGGAAACAGAAAGCAUGGGUAUCUCAGGAGGUUUUUUCCAGCAAGCACACACCAAGAAAAAGUGACUCUCUCUUCUCUCUAUGAAUGUAAAUUCAGGGUGCCAGAGGAUCACACAGUUGGGCUGGUUAAACACUCAGUGCAGCUCAGCCUUGCUCAGGUGGGGACUCCCUGGAGGUGAACUGAACAUUUCAGACCUGGGUGUGUGUGCUGAGGCUGCUCAUCAGGGCUUCAUUGGCACCAGCUGGGAAAGGGAGCAGCUAAGCCAAGCACACCUGGUUCAUGGUAAUAUAAGGGAGUCCUUUAGCUCAUUGCAGAGGUUGUGGGUGUUUGCUGUGGGUCAGAGCCUGGUGGCAGUGCUGUGGUGAGUUGGUUGCUCUCUAGAGCAGUGUUGCUUGAGCUACUGGGCCUCAGCUGUGGUAGCCCAGGCAGUGGGGGCAUCCUUGGUACAUGUGUGGGUCCAAAUUCCCAAAUUUCAGGUUGUUUUGAAACACUCUGAUCAGUCUGUGGCCAGUUAGGCUGUCUCUGCUGUUGCCAUAUGGAGUUAAUGGUCAUCAUGGCAAGGAUGGAUGCAGGAUGUUUUUGCUCUAACAACAUUUAUUGCCCUGUGAUACGGUUAAGCCUCCUCUUCUUGUGUGGGACUCAGCUCAGGGGCUGCACAACAGAAAUAAAUUUCUUAUGCUCUUCUUCACCUUCCCCUGAAAAUCUGGUGGAAAAAGACUUAAGUCCUAAUCAAGCUGUUAGUCACAUCAGGUUUCCCAGGCCUUGGGGCUUGCCUAAGCAGGGGGCUAAUCUCUGUGGGGUGUAUGCCAGGCAUGCUGCUGGGGGCUCUGCUCCAGGCAUGUGUGAGUGCUUGCCUGGGAAAGCAAGUCACUCCAGGCAGCAGAUCUUCCCUCUCGGGGAGGGAAUGGUGGGCAGGCAUGAAGCAACCAGGGUACAGGUCCAUCAGCGUGUUUGAGCAAUGAAAAAUCUCUUAAAUGCUCACUAAGGAACCUGUGGGCGUUUUGUAAGAAAAAAUUUGUUCCCUGCAGGGCUGGUGCUGUGACAGCUUCCAGUGGAGAUGAGAUGGAUGGAUGGAUGGACAGGAGGCUGUGUACCGAGAGGAGAGGGUGAAAGGUGCCUCCUUCCAAGGCAGCAGCUGGUGAGAAGGAGCCUGGGCUGCUCAGUGUCACCACACACGAGGCCCGUGGGGAAGCGUGAGCCCGGCUUCAGUCCUUGUCAGUGGCACCUCGUUGACUUUUAGCGCUUCCUUAUCGCGUCUGCGCUCACCUCGCGCGGCGCUGAUAAAAUGCCAUGGCCGGGGCGAUCUGCUGAGCAGCCCUGCAGAAACCUUGCAGAGCAUGGGAGCCUGAACUGCCAGCGACCAGCCCGGGGCUCCAGGGCAGAGCAAGGUGAGCAACUUGCAGGAAUACACAUGGGAGAGUUCUCUUGAUGGGUUUGAACUAAGGGGCCCUGAGUAUAAAACCCUGAGCAUCUACUGAUCAGCUCUUUUGAAAUCCAGUUUGAAAAACAUCAUCUCUGCCUCCAGUUGUGCUUUGGACCUUGGGACUCUGCAAAUCAGCCUAAAAGCUGUUUGGGAAGACAACUGCUGAGAUGAGGCUCUGAGCUCACAUGGACACAAAUGCCCAGAAACACUGAGGAGUGGCCUGAAACUGUCGGUUUGAAGACAGUAAGAAAUGGGUGACUGGAGUUUCUUGGGGAACAUUUUAGAGCAGGUGAACGAGCAAUCCACUGUCAUCGGGAGAGUUUGGCUCACAGUGCUCUUCAUUUUCCGCAUCCUGAUCCUGGGCACGGCUGCCGAGCUAGUGUGGGGAGACGAGCAGUCAGACUUUGUGUGCAACACCCAGCAACCUGGUUGUGAGAACGUCUGCUACGAUGAGGCCUUCCCCAUCUCCCACAUCCGGCUCUGGGUCCUGCAGAUCAUUUUCGUAUCCACGCCCUCGCUAAUGUACUUCGGGCAUGCUGUGCACCACGUCCGCAUGGAGGAGAAGAGGAAAGAGAGGGAGGAAGCUGAGAGGCGCCAGCAAGCUGAGGUUGAUGAAGAGAAGCUGCCCCUGGCUCCAAAUCAAAACAAAGGCAACAACCCUGAUGGAACCAAGAAGUUUCGCCUGGAAGGUACUCUCCUGAGAACGUACAUCUUCCACAUCAUUUUCAAAACCCUCUUUGAGGUGGGAUUCAUAGUAGGUCAGUACUUCCUGUAUGGCUUCCGAAUUCUCCCUCUUUACCGCUGUGGGCGGUGGCCCUGUCCCAAUCUUGUGGACUGUUUUGUCUCCAGGCCCACAGAGAAGACCAUCUUCAUUAUGUUCAUGCUGGUGGUGGCUUCUGUAUCCCUCUUCCUCAACCUGGUGGAGAUCAGUCAUUUGAUCUUGAAAAGAAUCCGGAGGGCUCUGAGAAGACCAGCAGAGGAGCAGCUUGGAGAGGUCCCAGAGAAGCCCCUCCAUGCCAUCACAGUCCCCUCCAUCCCGAAGGCCAAAGGCUACGAGCUGCUGGAAGAAGAGAAGCCGGUGUCCCAUUAUUUCCCUCUCACGGAAGUAGGGGUUGAGCCCAGCCCCCUUCCAUCAGCCUACAAUGAGUUUGAGGAGAAGAUUGGGAUGGGACCAUUGGAAGAUCUCUCCAGGGCAUUUGAUGAGAGGUUACCAUCGUAUGCACAAGCAAAGGAACCGGAAGAGGAGAAGGUACGAGCAGAGGAGGAGGAACAAGAGGAGGAGAAGCCAGGGCCUCAGGAAGAACCAGGGGUGAAGAAAGCAGAAGAGGAGAUGGGGAGAGAUGAAGUGGAAGGGCCUUCAGCACCUGCUGAACUUGCCACUGAUAUGAGACCCCUGAGCAGGCUAAGCAAAGCCAGCAGCCGGGCCAGGACUGCAGCAGCAACUCUUGGCUGGGACAGUGCAGCAAAUGCAUUCAAAAGCUUCAGGUUAACAGCGAUUUCCCCCCAAAACUGAGCCUCAUGCCAAAAAAGUGCAGGUAUGCACUCUGCUCUGCUCUGCUCUGCAAACCUCAGACCCUGCCGUCUCAGCAAAUUCUUUCUGCUGGGCUGCAGCCCAUCCCAUUGUUCCCAGGGCAGGCUCUAAUCCAGGUCAGGGAAAAAAAGGUCUUUGGCACAAUGCAUAAAAUUCAUCCCGCCAUUAGCUAGAAAAGACCCCCUGUGGCCUCCCAUUGUGGCAGGUCUGACUCAAAGCCCAGGGAAGGCAAAUGGGUGUCUGUGAGAGCUCUGGGUGGGCUUGGGCCCUGUCCCAGCUCCAGUACAGUCAGUCCUGUCGCUCCUGAUCCCACUCCUUUGGUGGAGUUCCCUGCCUGGCCAUGCAGCCGCGAAGGUGGCUGGACUUCACUGCCGAGUGAUGUUAAGCUGUACAUAUGUAGAAAGUCUGUAGGGUGCAUUGGGAUUCUUCAGCACCACAGAGGUGCAAUGUAUUUGUUUUUGGUUUUUUACACUAUUCAUCCUUUUGCUCCUCUUGGGCCUGUGUAUUUUCCCAAAGUUUGCAGCCUGAGGUCAAAAUCUUUGUUCCUUAGACAAAGGCUGUUAGGGUGUCCUUCCUUGUGAAGGAAGACUGAAGGUCCCUCCUCAGUUUUGGGAAGGAAUAUGAUAAAGCAACACAUGCAGAGAGAGAGUCUGGAGGCUACCAUUUAUCCACUCUCUUAACACAGAAACAGGAGAACAGUUAUCACAACUGAGGAAAGAGAAUGUUUUUCAGCAGGAAGAGUCCGCUGUGCCCAGUUCAAGAUACUAGAACUAAAGAAAGGGCUAAGAUUUAGAUGAACAACACAAUCACCACACUUAUACUAGAUGGGAUCUAUUUUCUUUUCUCCACAGAAAGAGAUAAGAGAGUUUGAAUGAUUCUAAGCAUCAACCAGCCCAGUUGUUGAAGGGGGUUGGAAUCAUACUCUCCUGCAGGUAAAAACCCCAACCUUGUAACAGGAUGAGGUAUCUGCAUCAGAGCCUCUCACCCUUCCAGAUAGCAAGGUACUGGACUGGUUGAAUCACACCCACCCCUGUUGACUUCUAAUUACUCGACAAUUCCACUCCUUAAUCCUGACAUUCAUACACUCAUUAGACUACAGGACUACUUAAAGAUGAGUGCUUGUUCAUUAGGAGUACAUGGUUCACAACAUGGCUGUCAGGCGGGGCAGUCUUUAAUCACCAUAUGUUAAUUAAGUCCUUUUCCACUAGAGAGCCUCAGUAAAAUGCACCAUGUGCAGUAUACUCCAUGGACACUGUAGUUCUCUCACAGCUGCCACAAGAAUGCUCCUUUCUUCCUCUGGGUCCCAACAGCACAAGGAGAAGCUGGCAUUUUGCUCCUGCAUCCACUCAACUGCUGCUUGAUUUUUUUUUUUUUCUUUAAAGCCAGUUUUCAAGUACUCUGCUUGGCCAGCAGUGAAUCUGUAGCCACCAAGCACGGGCCACGGCAUCAGGACAGUGCUGCUCAGCAAACGGGGCUGGGAACAGUCCGGUCUUCUGGCACUCAGCCUCAUCUCUGCAAGGAAAUUGCUGUGGGACUUGCCACCGAGUCAUUCUUCCUGCUGGUGCAAUUGGGAAUCAUUUUCUACCUUACAAUGAUGAUGUGAGUCCUGACUUGUGCUAGUAAUGGAAAGGGAGGUCCUUGGAUGGAAGGCCCUACGGAUGAGCAAAGGAUUAUUGCUAUUUCUGGAUGUGAUAGCACUUAAAUGUGUUGUAUUCCCUCUCAAUGAGACAAACUUAAUUGUUCAUUCAAGAAAUUCCUAGUGAAGUUGCAUAACAGCCUCAGAGCUGUGGAUUCUACUCAAAAAAUAAUUUAGCAAAACACAGAGAUCUAUAUGAAGAAUGGGGAAAAUUAUUUCCUUGGGAAGGGGGAAAUCACUGGACAAUUAGAGCCAUACCUGGAUCAUUUAAAGGUGUGUUUGCCCCUGUGGCUCCCUGUGCAAAUAAAUUACUAACUGAUCACAUGGCUCUCUGCAAGGAGCAUAAGAUGCAAGUGUCAAAAUCACCAAAGGAGGUGAAAGUAGGAGAGCUAGGUAGUCUCUUAGCUUACAAUAGCAUGUGGGGGUUGGUGUUCUCUAGUGUCUAGAGCAGUGGACCUAGGAUAAUAAUCUUAGAUUUAUUUCCAGCUCUGCUUCUGACUUGCUGUGAUAAUCACUUUACCUCUCAGUGCCUGUUUUCUCCACCUGUAAAAUGGGUGUAAGAAUUUCCACCUACCUCACAGGGAUGUUGUGAGGCUUCCUUAAUUCUGUUUGUAAAGUAAGUAGGAAUGAUCUGAUGAAAAGCACUGCUGAAAUGCA
Corvus hawaiiensis (hawaiian crow) is the source of this 8761-nucleotide messenger RNA. RefSeq names its product gap junction protein alpha 8 (gene GJA8). The transcript is spliced from 5 exons. Lineage: Eukaryota; Metazoa; Chordata; Aves; Passeriformes; Corvidae. Gene Ontology annotation, cellular component: connexin complex. Gene Ontology annotation, biological process: cell communication. The record is from RefSeq and is a predicted model, not a curated record. Bases 5188 to 6450 code for a protein of 420 amino acids.